Messenger RNA from Fraxinus pennsylvanica, 456 nucleotides. NCBI's taxonomy places the organism in Eukaryota, Viridiplantae, Streptophyta, Magnoliopsida, Lamiales, Oleaceae. The record is from the annotation of a GenBank genome assembly.
AUGGAUACGGAUUGGUAUUCUGGUCUUGUUGCCAGUUACAAUUCUGAAACCUCCAGGCACCAUUUGAGCAAGUAUAGUUUACGGUCGGGUACUCACCUCAGUGGACAUGCUAUGUGGGCUUCAAUCAUUUUGGGUGAAUCUCUUGUUGGUAAACUCAAAGGUCUAAAUAGAAUUUCAAGAGGAAAAUCAGUACCAGUUCAAUUUUUUGGUACACAUGAUUUUUCUAGGUUUACAAGAAAACAAGUUAUUUCAUUUCUCCAAGGGCUUCUUUCUUCCUGUCACCUGAAGUACAAGAAACCAAAUUUUGUUCGAGCAUUGGAGGAAGAAAAAAUGUAUCUUAGUGAACAGAAGCUUCAGAAAAGAAUGUUGCGACUGCAAGAUGGUGUUGCAGGUGAUGAUCAUGAUUACGAAAAUGGAGGGGACGAAGAAUCAGUUGGAGAAGAGUGUGGGCAAUAA